UCGCAGGUUAUUUUGAGAAGAAAGGAGAUCACACUCCCCAAACGGCGCCGUCUCACUCCCAAUGGCCCAGUCAGCGAGAGUGGCGGUGAUCGGAGCAGGCGUCGCCGGCCUCGCUGCCGCCCGGGAGCUUCAUCGGGAAGGCCACCGCGUCGUCGUCCUCGAAAAAAGACACAGUCUCGGCGGAACCUGGCUAUACGACUCACGAGUCGACUCCGAUCCGCUCAGCCUCGACCCGGCCCGCGACGUCGUCGGCACCAGUCUCUACCACUCUCUCCGCACCAACCUCCCCCGCCAACUUAUGGGCUUUCUCGAUUACCCAUUUGCGAAGCUCCCCCAUGAGGACCAAAGAACCUUUCCAGGUCACGAGGAGGUGCUUCGGUUUCUGAACGAGUUCGCCGACGAGUUCCAACUCCGCGAGUUGAUUCGGUUCUGCACCGAGGUCGUCCGAGUGGAUCGAGCCGAGGGAAGGAACGACGCGUGGGUGGUUGAAUCUAGGAAUCACGGGUCUGACUCGGCAGCGGUGGUGAGGGAGGUGUAUGACGCUGUGGUCGUUUGUAACGGUCACUUCACUGAGCCCCAGCUCGCUAAGGUUCCAGGUAUUAAGAAAUGGCGUGGAUAUCAAAUACAUAGUCAUAAUUAUCGUACUCCCGAACCGUUCACGGGUCAGGUAUUUCUUCAUUUGCCAUAA
This is a messenger RNA of Vitis riparia (riverbank grape), 688 nucleotides long. Its product is annotated as flavin-containing monooxygenase FMO GS-OX-like 2. Gene Ontology annotation, molecular function: N,N-dimethylaniline monooxygenase activity; NADP binding; flavin adenine dinucleotide binding. The transcript has 2 exons. The coding region runs from base 62 to 688 and encodes 208 amino acids. The record is from RefSeq and is a predicted model, not a curated record. Lineage: Eukaryota; Viridiplantae; Streptophyta; Magnoliopsida; Vitales; Vitaceae.